CGAUGCAUGCAAAUGAGCGUGAAAUGCCCGUCAAGUGACUUAAGCCAGCAACAAAUAGGAAAGCAAAGGGCGGCAGUGUUGUUUUCACUCAGGAAGGAAAAGACAGCAGCGAGCACUGAGAUGGGUGAGAAUCAGUCCCGGCCAGGGAUGCUUGAUCCGGAUCAACGUCUGGCCUACCGCGGCCAAGACGCAACCAGUCGCUCCUCUUCCUCAUCGGCAAACAGGAUGCACGACCAAGACGGCAACUCCAACUUCCUGAGAUCCAGAGGAGAUGAAAACCAAAACCCGCAUCGCCCCAGCAAACUGGGCCUUCUCAGCCCCGACUCUAAACACUCAUCCGGCAUCCUGUCGCCCCGUUCGCGCCUUCCCUGCUGGAGCACCUUGGAACCCCUUCCCGAAAUCGAAUACGGCGACGACGGUUACGGCCGAGUGCCUCCCGACGGCGCCGAGGAACGGAGAAUGGUGGAAGAAGAAGGUAAGGAGAAGGAUCCGAAAAGAAAAAGCAGCCACCGAGGUCGCCAAGAUCUGGAAGAGAUGAUGAAGCUGGAAAACGACGACGAGUGGGGCGACAGCGACUCCGAGUCGGACUCCGGCGGGAGCAUGUCUUCCGUCCGACUGGAGCGCGGCGGCGACUGGUUGUCCACCGGAGGUCUGGAACGUAUGACGGUCGGAGAUCACAAGGACUGGGAACCCCCCAGGAGCCAAUAUCGAGAACCCCCUGGGAAACGGAGAAGCUUCAGCCGCGCUUCCCUGUCGGGGAGUCACCUCGAAGACCUCCUAGAAGAAGGAACGGAGAACCGUCACGAGCAGUCGUCGGAUUCCGACGGCGAGCUACCGGAGAUGAUGGACGCCGUGUGGACGCUGCGCGACCGUGAGAGGUUCAAGGCCCAGGAGAUGGAGAAGCACCAGGUGCAGCUGACCAUGUACCGCCGGUUGGCGCUGAUCCGAUGGCUACGCACGCUGCAGGGUCGCGUGGAGGAGCAGCAGAACCGCUUGCAGUCUAGUUUCGACGUCAUCCUCACGCACAGGAAGGAGCUUCUGCGUGUGGGCGCCGCCAUGGUAAACGCCGUCGCGCCCACCGCCACUGUGGGACAGUCGUAGGAGUAUUGGGUGCACCCGGCGAUCGGCGGUCGAUCCAUUUUAAGCCCCUGAUUGGGCGUCUAUUGCCGUCAAUGGUAGACAGUGAGUUUAUUGCAACUAGGGUUGCCGCAAAUGCAGAUUUUGAUAGACGAUUAAUCAAAAAUUGGAUAGAAAGAUUUGUUUUUUCUUAUUAAAUCAGUUUUUAAUCUUUCUUUUUUCAGUUAAAGCAACACUGAAACUUUUAAACUUUUAUCAAAUAUUUUCAUCACAUUUGUAAUGAUAUGUUGACUGACAACUAGAUGAAUGACACUUCUUUUAUAUCUUUAGGGGGUCUGUAUCGCUUUUACCGGCACUAAUUAACUUUGAGGAGUGUGGCAGGAACCCUUGCCACACAAAAAAACUACAAAUAUGCUGACUGCUUUACGGCAUACGUCGCUUCCCCAUUUCCCCAUUCAUUAUAAAGUCGGAAGUCAAUGCUAAUGGUUUCGCGUAAAUUCUGCAAAGUUGGCAGAGCAACAGAGACAAAAAGUUUUAUCUUAGGAGGAAAAAGAAAGGGCGGCUACCAGGAUAUACAGAAUAAACAAUGGCCCGGCUUUCACUCGCUGGCGUGACCCCGGCGCUGACGAGUUUGGGUGGGGUGGGGGGGACAGCCACACUAAGCCAGACGGUUGUUAACUUUCAUAUGCAGUGUUGUUAAUCUUACUUUAAAAAAGUAAUUAACUUAAAGAAUUCAGCUGUUUACAUUUAGAAUCUGGUUCUAUAUACAUGCUAUCUCUACCGUAGCAUCAUGUGGGCGUAGUUUGUAGGCUAUCGGCUACAGUCAGGUAUUAUUGGAGCCAACUAGCAACGUCGUCACAAGUCCCUUCCCUCCUCCCCACUCCCGCUCUGCUCUCUCCGCGAGUCUGUGUCUCUCAGACUUUUCGCGCAUCAUUCAACCAAAGUAGUAACGCACACCUUUACAUCCUCAGUAACAGUAACGACAUUGCGAAGAUGAGAAAAGUAAUUUAAUUAGAUGACUCACUACUGAAAAAAAAAUACCGUUAGUAACACCGUUAUAGUGUAACGCAGUUACACUGGUCAUAUGCUAUUGUUUAGCUACAACUGGAUUCAUUAUCUUAAUACUUUUCAUCCUUUACACAGCCCCUGGAAACAGAAAUGUUGUUUAAUCCACCUGCAGGCGACCAUCAUGAUUUUACGACACUAUGCUGAUGUGUGCUGGUCCUCAUGGGAAACAGUCUUCCUAAAGGCAAAACACUACCGCUUUUGUCCACCGGCGCCGCUAAAAUUGACUAAAACUAAAAAGUUACCAAGUGUUGCUUUAAGAGCAGAUUUUCAAACGUAUUUUAAAAAUGAAUAAGGAUAAUAAUUAGGUUUUUAUUUAAAAUAUCUUUUAGAAAAGAAACCAGUAAAAAUAUAAAAUACUUACUGGAGGGAUUGUUUUUAUUUAAAAUAAUAUUUAAAAAAUCAAUAAUUAAUAAUUACUAUUUUAUUUUCAUUUUUAGUUUUUUUUUUUAAUUCAGCAACAAAUAAAUACAAACAAAUAUGCAAAAUAAAAGUAUUUACAAUUUUGUUCUCAUUCGGUUUAUAUUAAAAAUAUUUUUUAAAUAAAUAAAGAAAAUAUUUAUUGUUAUUUAUUAUAUAUUAUUUAUUUUUAUUUUAUUAUUGAUUAUUAUUAUUAAUAUUUUUUUGUUUUAAAAAAAUACAAUUUCUAUCUUUUCGGUGUCUUAUUAAAAAUGUUAAACAAAACUUAAAUAAUUAAAUAAGAAAACAUUAAAAUACUCAAAAGAGUAUUUGGACAAUUUUUUAAAAAGGCAAGAACAUUUUGAAACGAUUCAUCGACUAUCAAAAUACUGAUGUCAUGAACUCUUUUGCGGCAGCCAUAUUUGCAACUCUACUGUCAUUCAAACCAGGAACUUCUCGCUGCGAGUCAGAUUUGCUCACCGCUACUCCGAAUAUCUCAUACCAUGAACUCCAAACAAAGUAAACGCCUACAUCAGAUAGUAUCAUUACCUUAACUCAUUAUCCGCAGAUGAGUUUAUUUGCACACUGUGACGUCAUAUCAAUGUGACAACCCCCCAAAACAUUUUCACUUCGAAAUGCACUUUGAAAAUUUAUCGUUGACAUAAUCUGUAGAAAAACAUGCGUUUGUGUGAACGUGAACGCAGUUCGCUUCACUUUCCGUUUCAUGUAUACUCUCAUAUCGCUCAAAGUAAAGACCUAUAUCAGAGAUUAUCACGUAAAUUUGCACAUUUUAAUGUCCAAUCCAUACAAAAUCUGUGUGUCUUGAAGUGGUGAAAGCCUCAUUGUUUGUCAAAAAACAUCCAGUGAUUUCGUUCUGUGUAUAAAAAUAACUCUUUACAAAUCGUUAAUAAAUAUAAUCUGAACCUCGCUCCUGUGUUGUUUGUGCUAAUCUUUCCAUUUAGCACACAGCCUCCAUUUUUGCUUUUAAUCAGCAUGUUUAUGGAUGUUCUGCUCUAUCUGCUGCACACACUGUAAUCCCGCCUCGGGGAAAAUGUCCUUUUUAGCUCACAAUUGCCUCUUUGUCCCGCGAAUAAAAGUUUCUUUGUGAAGGGGGUCCAUCACACGGGCCCGGGUCGAGAGUGUGAUAGCCGUGUGAGGCCUGUUGCCCUACGGCAACUGUGCGGAUCAUCCCGCCUCUCUGUUGGCGGAGAUACCGCCAUCUUUGGGGAAGUUUAAUCUCAAGUGCAGGGGAGAGGCCAAAACCUGGGGGGGCGGUUUUUGCAUAUCGAUCCCCCGGUUUGUCGCUUGUUGAGGAUUUGUUGAACACUAAACAGAAUUUCAAGGUAGGCUCGUGGUAAAGAUAAAGAUUUGUUUUUGUUUUAUAAAUUGCACUGUUGGUUGAAAUCAGAUUAGUUCAUUGACUCCCAAUGGAGUAAACGUCUAUGGGGAGAACGAAUACCAUAAAUUUCGGACUAUUAGCCGCUACUUUUUUCCUUCACUUUGAAUCCUGCGGGUUAUAGUCCAAUGUGCAAUUUUUUGGGGUUAAUAGGUAACACUUCAUAUAACAGCGGCAUCAUAAGA
This is a messenger RNA of Corythoichthys intestinalis (scribbled pipefish), 4122 nucleotides long. RefSeq names its product UPF0500 protein C1orf216 homolog. The record is from RefSeq and is a predicted model, not a curated record. Bases 7 to 1101 code for a protein of 364 amino acids. The transcript has 2 exons. Lineage: Eukaryota; Metazoa; Chordata; Actinopteri; Syngnathiformes; Syngnathidae.